AUGGACAUCGAAGUUCAUCGGGUGGUACUACUCGAAGGACACUGGCGGUACUACCGUCGUCACCCAGGCCAAACCCCACCGCCGGCCGCCCGCCCGCUUCUGCCCCAGCGCACCACCACAUGCUUCCUUCCACCAGUCGCGUUGAUCAUUUCCUUGGUUGCAUCUCCAACCAGCGCCCGUGGAGCCGCACCAGCAACCAACACGCACGCAGCGCCCUCCAACUCCACCUUCUCGCCUCAACUACGCUCGAUCCGUUCCCCAGCACGAAACUGCAUGCUACUCCCGCAAGCAGCACCGCCGCACACCACUCCCGCGCGCGCCGCCCACCCUCGGUCCGCUCAGCUCUCCAGCGCCUGGCCCAGCACGCCGCCGCACAGCUCCACCCGCCAGGCCAUCUCCGCUCCACCAGCAGCCUCCGCUCACGCGAGCGCAGCACCCGCCCGAGCCUCCCCUGAUUCCGCUCCCCACGCGCCGGAUCUCCCGCUGCUCCGUCUGCAUCAAGCUAGCCCGCCCCUUGCUCCUGCCCCGCGCACACGUAGGCCCAGCCACCGCUCCACGCUGCUCUCGGCCACCAGGCCAACUGCGCCUCGCUCCACCCUCCUCAGGCCGCUCCCGCGCGCAUCUCCCAUACUACAGCGCCGCUGCCAUCGAUCGAUUCCCUGCGCUCCUCAGCUACGACGCAAGCCGCGCCCUCGAUCUCCACCUGCUCGUUUCCAAUUCGCGCACGCAAAAUCGCUAGAAAAUCCUUUGACCGCCAGGCACACAGGUGCGUGUCCCUGCCGAUGCCGUCGAUCCCGCGAGGGGAAGCCCGCCGCCGCCGAAGCACCUCCAGGGGAUAAGAACGCCACGACGCUCCUCUCCCUCGCCUCGUCCCUAUCCUCUCACUCUCCCUGGCUCUCUUCUCUCUCUCUGCACGCGCGCCGAGCUAACCCUAGCUUCGGCCACCGCCUAGCCCCGCCGUUCUGCACCACCCCGCGGCUCGCCGAGCUGAGCCUCCACGUCGACGCGCCCUUCCUGGGAAGGCCCCAAUCGGGCCAAUCGAGCCCUCCUUCCCCGCCUCCGGUGACCGCCGUCGCCGUCGAUUCCGGCGGCCCCGGGCCUCGCCGUCGCCUCCAUCCUGCUCCUGAGCAAGUGCCCGAGACGAUGAAGAUCGACAAUGACGCAACUCCAUACUUGUCCAUCGGCGAACAAGUCAAGCAUGGGUUCUCCGAAGAUCCAUAUCGGUUUGUCAGGGACAAAGGCAAGCCCUAGCCUGAUUCAUAUUAUGAUUUCGAAAUGCUUUUACUUCUGGUUCCUACAUAUUGCAUUCGUUUCCAAUAUGUUUUAUCGGCAGGUAUAGUUAUCCUAUGUAUGUUGCAUUUACCAUCCUUGUAGCCUAAAUACCCUGAUCCACUGCUCCCAGCAAGACUAGGUUUGAGCUAUGUGUGCAUCGCUAGAGCUGUUAUAUCGGAUAUGCUUAGCCAUGCUUAGUUGACGAAUUCUGAUCCAUCCGGUUGAUGAAUCAGAGCUGCGAAUGAACCUAGUAUGGCAGGAUGACGUGGUAAGAUCAGUGAUGAUAAUUAAACA
Messenger RNA from Lolium perenne, 1566 nucleotides. Lineage: Eukaryota; Viridiplantae; Streptophyta; Magnoliopsida; Poales; Poaceae. The record is from RefSeq and is a predicted model, not a curated record.